CGCGAUAACGCUGACGUUGAUGUGCUAUGCGACGCGAGGCGUCUUGUCGACUUACCGGAAAGAUUUAUUUAUACGCUGAUUACAGAAAGACUGCAGUCACAAUUCUCUAAAGAAGAACGGCGUGACGAUGCAAAUGUUUUAAUGAGACAAGUGCCGUUUCCUCGACGUAUGUAAUUAGUAUAAGAGAGGGCGAAAAAAAAGAGUAAGAGGACAUAUGCAGACUUUUUGACGCUGUAUCGCGUUUCCGUCGUUUAGUCUUUGGAAGUAUAGUGGAAUCAUGGAAAUAGUAUCGACCGAGACUGCGGAGGAGAGUGGCGAAAAGAUCCAAGUCAAUCCUCCGGUACAGAUAGUGCGGGUUCCAGUGAAACAUGCCAAUUUGGGAAUACGAAGUCAUGCCAUGGAUAUGAGUACGAUGGUAGAACUCACAUCAUUUAGCACGUUGGGAAAGAUACAGCCCUUUCUGGUGACCAUCACUACUACUGCAGCUCUGUUAGUAGACCUGCACUGUCACCUAACAGACAAGGAAGUCUGUGGAUAUUUGGGUGGACACUGGGAUAUUAAUUCACAUAAUCUUUCUAUAACAUGUGCAUUUCCAUGCCGGUAUUCUGGCAAAGACAAGUCAGCUGCAGCUGCUGUGGAAGCUGAAAUUGCUAGAGCCAUGGAAUGGAAACGCGUUACAUUGGUAGGCUGGUAUCAUUCACAUCCACGAUCUCACGCAUCACCUUCCUUGAGAGAUGUAGAUUCCCAAUUAGAUUAUCAAAUCAAGAUGAAAGGACCUAGUGAUAAUGGAUAUAUACCAUGUGUAGGACUGAUAUGCUCACCUUACAACAUGGAUGGCAACUGUUACGAGUCAAAUUUUAAUGUUUUCUGGUCUCUGCCGCCACCCGAAAACAGACCUCAUGAGUAUCCUCGACCUAUGCUUCUUAGUUAUACUUUAUCACAGGAGCAUUUUUUGUCUCAAGAUACAUUGGAGGAAAUUAGAAGAUGUAUAGAAUAUUAUAAGAGCGAGGGUGGCAUUGACUUUACUGCCAAUUUUAACGGUAAUACAACAUAUCUCGAACGAUUAAGGUGUUCUUUGGCGUCGAAAUUACCUGGUAGAAACAGAUCAAACGGAUCAUAUUGGGAUGUGAUUAGAGAGAUGAUCUGUCCAGGUUCCGAGGACGGUAGUGCACCCGAAUUUCUGGCCAUGAAAUUCCCUUUGGUACCUGCCUCGGAAUCGCUGGGACCACCAGUUCCGCCUGGCGUGAGUCUCACAGCUGGUAACGCCGCUGUUUUUCUCACGCCAGUCAACUUUAAACCUGAUGGCGGUGCCAUAAUUACUCCCACAUCUAAGCCGUUCGUAUUACAACCAUCGACUUCCCGGGACAAUAUCAAGAAAGAUAGCAGCAUAGGGUCUAACGACACCGCGUCUAUCACUCAGAUUAAAGACGGCAGUCCUAUCGUAGGCUCCAAACAUAUAUCGCCAUCGGAGAUAAUACCGAGUUUCCAAUCGGGCGAACUUACGGUAUCGGUGAAGAAUGCGAAGUGCGAUUAUGAUUUCUCGCCCGCGGAUUUCUCGAAGUUAUCGAACCCACUGAUCGGCGACGGCAGCAAGACACGAACGUCUACGAAUCCCGAUUUCCCGCUAGCGGAUAUCACUCAACAAAUCACAAAGUUCUCGGAUCUGACGAAGCUGGCAAAUUUUCCCACCACCGAUUUGGCAAAACUGUCGAGCUUCUCAAUCGCGGACUUCACGCGGACUACCUCGCCCUCACCGUCCACGUAUAUGCGCAACAUCGCAAAUCUGUUCGGUCCCCUCGGUAAGAUCUCACCAGCGAAGGAUAUGGACGGUAACGAACGCAAGCCAAGCGAUUUCGUCAGUGUCGAUGCGAUUCCUUCGCCCUUCAAGACUGCCGUCAGCUCAUCGGAGGCCUGCAGAAACUUCUCGGUGGGCGUCGAGGAUUAUAACGAUCGAAAGAAAUUGGACGUGCAAACUGACUCCACGAAGAUCGGCAGGCCGGAUUAUCAGGGAACGGAGGAUCUAACAAUAUCAAGCGUUAAAUCUGAUUUUGGGAGCAUGCUGGACAUGACAUCAUUGCAUAAAAAGCAACAAUCGUCACAAUCGGCUGAUAUAGGAGAUUCCUUAAAUCUUUCUAAAGAUCGAUAAAUCUGUAAAGUGUAUGUUCAAAAUAUCAUUAAUUAAAAAAUCGCGCUAAAACUUGUCGAAAUUUGCUAAUAUUCGAGAUUAUUAAUUUCCGAAUAGUAUCGGAAAUUUUGUGUGCAUUCUCAUUUAUAUUAUUAAUUGCUUUAAGAAAAAAGUAUCAAUAUUUAUCAGAUGCGUUUAGAAUAUUCAUACAUUGUGCGUGUUGUUAUUUUAAAUCAUUAAAUCUUAAAUUAGUUUAGGAAAAUUUUAUUGAAUCAGUAUUCUUUUAAUAUAUAGAAAUGUGCAAGAAUUACAUUACUUAAAGAAUGAAUAAGACUUGUUAAAAACUUGAGAUCUCUACGAUUCAUUUAAUGCUCAAAUUUAUUUUCUGCAUUUUAUACUGUGGUACAUAAAAAUAAGUUGUGGAUAAUU
This is a messenger RNA of Pogonomyrmex barbatus (red harvester ant), 2554 nucleotides long. RefSeq lists its product as uncharacterized. Gene Ontology annotation, molecular function: protein binding; metallopeptidase activity. NCBI's taxonomy places the organism in Eukaryota, Metazoa, Arthropoda, Insecta, Hymenoptera, Formicidae. The record is from RefSeq and is a predicted model, not a curated record.